GUGUGCGUGUGUUGUGUGUGUGUGUGUGUGUGUGUGUGCGUGUCUCCCUCUCUCUGUGUGUGUAACCCCGCCCCUCCCGGACACGUUGCCCAGGGAGAGGCUGCACGCGCUCCUGUCUCUAGUACCCGCCCGCCUCAGCUGCUCUCAUGGUUUCACUCCAUCAUCACUUCUCUCCGCGUCCGGACGCUCGACGCUGCGGGUCCUGGUCUCCCGAGCCGCGACACUUCAGCCCGGGUCCGUGAUGCUCUCUGCUGGCUGAGGGUCCAACUCCAACAUGUCCACCUCAGACUCGGAUUACUCCAUCGACUGGCUCGCCAGCGAUGAGGAAGACUACGACAGCUCCAACGGGUCAAGUCCUCGGGACGGAGCGGAGCUGGUGUCUCCAUCCUCUUCAUCCUCUUCAUCCUCUUCAUCAGGAGAACCUCGGACGAGCUGCUGCCCGGCUGCAGCCGCUCACAGUGACUCCUCUGACUGUAGAGAUGGAGGUUCUCCGUCACUCAGUCCACUUCAGGGAUUUACCUCAGUUUCUACGCAGCAGACACUUCCUGUGGAGUCACGUGGUUCAAACAGGAAGAGGACACACGGCGCCAGUUUGGACGAACUCUGUGAAAAACCUCAAGAAGACACUGAAGAUGAGCUGUUCUCGCUCAAGUGCUCCCAGCUGCAGAGCUACAUCCCCCCUCUGUCGUCCAUCCUGCGCAGCCUGAGGUCAGGACGCUACUCUGAACGUCUCAGCACUUUUCAAGAGGGCGUCGCCAUGGACCGAAUCCAGAGGAUCCUGGGGGUCCUGCAGAAUCCACACACGGGUGGACGCUUCCUCAGCAUCGUACUGAAAAUAGAAGAAAUGCUUCAAAGUUGGUUUCCUCAUAUUAAACCAAAUCCUCAGACGGACGGCAGCUCGUCGGCCAAGAAGCAAAAGCAUCAUCAUCACAGUGCCUCCCCCCCUCCUGCUCCUCCUGCUCCUCCCUGCUCCUCAGACGUGGAGCCGACCGCCUCCUUCUCCUCCUCUCACCUCACAUGGCUUCACUCGUCGCCCGUCUGCUCCGUGAAACCUCUGGAGUCGACGCCCGGCCCUCUGGACCCCCCCUGCAGCCAGGAAGUGACCCAGGACAACGCCGUCUCCUCCAGCACCGACUCGCACACGGGGCCCCGGUGCCGCUCCUGCACUCACCCUCGUCUGAGCCAGGGGGCGCUGCCCUUCAAGAUCAGCUCCCCUUGUCUGGAGCGCCUCCUGCAGGCGAAGGACAGCAUCAUCGCUCCCAGGACUGUGGGAGACGGAGGCUGGUUGUCAUAGCCGAUCUGGGGUCAGAUCUCACGCGGCGUCCAGAGCCCAAGAUGCUAAAGCCUUAAACUAAAGCAUGUUUCAAAGUCUUCGGAACCUUUUCAUCUACAUGAAAUGUAGAAGAUCCACAGUUUUCAGGGUGAAACUAAAAUAAAGACACUGAUUGUUCCUGCUUGAAAAGAUGUGACGGGUGUUUGUCUGUGAGAUGAAUCGUUUCCACUCGUCUUCUGAGUGAAAAGGUUGAAACAAUCGUCACGGACUCGUUUCCUCGACUGAACGGUUCCUCUCAAACAAACAUUUAUGAUCUGAAAAUGAAUGAAUCCCGUUCGGUUUGAUAAAACUGAGACUUUUCAUACUGAUGCUUUGACUGUUAUGUUCCGUUGAUCUUUUUAGGUUUGCUAUGAUUCCUCUACCUCAUUCUGAAACCACGUCACAGCUCCACCGACACCCGAGACCACGUUCAGUCAGAGCUCCAGAAAAACUAACUCUCCAAAAUGAAUCAGUUUGAAAUGUGACAGAUCAGAGGGAUUUGAAAGACUUUGGAUAAAUGUGAAGCUCAGAUUUUGAUUUAUCGAUGGUCUUUCUUCUUUUCCUCUGAAUGUUUCAUUAACACGUUCUCUCACUCUGACCACGUCUGUAAACCUUUUCAUUUAAAUCACCAGAGGAAACUUCUCAAAUGAUUCUUAAAGUUUCAUUUCUCUUGUUCUGGACAGAAGCUCCUGAAACGUGGACAAACACAAACAGGGACGUUUGUUCUAAAAACACUCAAAUGUAUAAGAUGUUUGAUCUGACUCAGGAUUUCUCACCAUUAUAGAAAGAAGCAGUGAUUUCAAUGCUGAGUGAGUCAUUCAUUUAUUUUGAAACCCUGUUAAAACGAGGGGAAAUCCACUGUUUGCUCUGUGAAUUUCAAAUUGACAGAAGGUUUUGAACCGUGUGCUUCUCUCAGAGAGAAUCCAAUAAUGUAGUUGUCUCAAAAACUGAACUGAGACAUAAACGUGUGGAAUAACUUUGUAUUUAGUAAAGUUGAGGCUUAGUUUUAAAGUUUGAAAGAUUCAGCUGCGACUUGUGAACUGAGUGAGACGAGGAAUGAGCGGAGCUGGGAGGACGCGUCGUGUCCUCGCAGCGUCGUGUCCUCCAGCGUCGUGUCCUCCAGCGUCGUGUCCUCGCAGCGUCGUGUCCUCGCAGCGUCGUGUCCUCGCAGCGUCGUGUCCUCCGCGUGGUGUCUGCAGCGUGGUGUCCUCGCAGCGUCGUGUCCUCGCAGCGCGGUGUCCUCCAGCGUCACCUGAGAAAAGCUCUAUCCUCAGAUUAUGAAUCUCUGGGUACGGAUUCGCACAUUGGUCUUUUUUCCUCAGCUAACCACAGGGGGCGCUGUAUUUACGUGUAGAUUGUGAAUUAAUCAAAGAAUUUCAAGUUAAAAAAUUUCCAGACUCGUCUACACAAGUUUUCUUCCAAACGUCUCGUACGCGUGCGACGUAACGAACACGCUUCUAUUUUCACCUGACGACACCGACGCGUGUUUAAAUCACGAAUCUUUCAAAUCAAGUUCAUUUUUUCACUUCACGUCUGUUUUUUUAAGUUAAGUUAAGUUAAUGAAGGAAAAAAGACUUUAAAUAGAAUCACUCGUUUCUCUGUUUCAAAGUGAUGCAGUCAAACGGCGCCAACUGCUGGUCAAACGUUGGUAUUGCAGCUUUAUGAAUCGAGUUCAUGAACAAUUAGUAAAAAUAAGUGUGGCUUCAUUCUUCUGAAGAUCGACUCUGACUCUAGAUUCUGCGUCAGACCAAACGCUCUGGAGACGUCUCUGAUUCGAUGAAGGGAUCAUGUGACGCGGUCACGUGAUCGUGAUUUAACGCUGCAGCUGAUCACAUCUCGUUCGACACCGAACCGGAGCUGAGACCUUUUUCUUGUACAUAGUUUUGUGUUUUUUUAUUCCCUCCCCUCAGAUAUAGACUUUGUGAUAUUUUGUAUUUCUGAAAUAAAUGUGACGUCUUCUUUCUGA
Molecule: messenger RNA, 3278 nt
Organism: Hippoglossus stenolepis (Pacific halibut)
Lineage: Eukaryota; Metazoa; Chordata; Actinopteri; Pleuronectiformes; Pleuronectidae
Product: circadian-associated transcriptional repressor
Exons: 6
Coding region: 275-1294 (339 amino acids)
Biological process (GO): circadian regulation of gene expression; negative regulation of DNA-templated transcription
Cellular component (GO): nucleus
Molecular function (GO): RNA polymerase II cis-regulatory region sequence-specific DNA binding
Source: RefSeq, a predicted model, not a curated record